Molecule: messenger RNA, 3815 nt
Organism: Anneissia japonica
Lineage: Eukaryota; Metazoa; Echinodermata; Crinoidea; Comatulida; Comatulidae
Product: serine/threonine-protein phosphatase 4 regulatory subunit 4-like
Exons: 26
Coding region: 204-2741 (845 amino acids)
Cellular component (GO): cytosol; protein serine/threonine phosphatase complex
Molecular function (GO): protein binding; protein phosphatase regulator activity
Source: RefSeq, a predicted model, not a curated record
UUUAAUGGCGGUGAUAACAAGUUCGCUGAUGCUACUAUGAACUAGCCAAACUGUUUAGUUGAGUACCAUCCCAUAACUUUUUAAUUGCUUUUGAGAAUUAUUUGUCUCCGGUGUAUUACUAGCAUGGGUGACUGAAAAGAAUGCAAUUAACGAUUUUAUCAGUAUAAUAAACGCAUUAUAUAGUGUGCAUAUUGUUCACCAGAAUGGAUUGGAGUGCUAAAGAAGUAGCAGAGAUUGAGGAGAAUUUAGCUGAUCUCAGCCUGGAGAGAACGAUUACCAGUAGCCUAAAGAGUGCAGAAGAAAUUGAACGGCUUACUGUUGAUGAAAAUUUAAGUGAUAUCCAGCGUGCAGUGUUUCUAUUAAGUUCUGGUCAAGAAGUUCAGAGGAUCAGUGUUAUUAAGAAUCUUGCUGUACUCAUUACAGACAACCAUGACGACGCUAUGCGUAGAGUUGUACCUAAAGUUAGGGAAGUACUCCACUUGGCCAGCAUUGAACUACAACAGGCUGCAGCCGUAGCAUUCAUCAAGAUCGCUGAAGAACAAAUCGUUUCACAUACCACAUACUCUCAGACGUUCCUGCAAACAAUUCUAACCAAUAUAGAUAACAGGGAUCCAGAUAUCUCAGAAGCAUGGCUUGAUGUCUUACUACAAGUAAUAUCCUUUCUACCAAAGGAUCUCAUCAGGAAAGAGAUCUUAACGGUGGCUGUUGCGAAAGGUAGGCUCACACAACUGAUGCAGUCACGUCUUGCCAGCUGUCUCAUCCUGGGAAAAAUAGCAACACGCUUUGACUCGUUUAUGAUUAGGAAAGAUCUGUUACCUCUUGUAACCUCACUAUGUCAAGACAUUGAGUAUGAAGUAAGAGCGUGUAUGUGUCGGCAGUUGGACGCAGUUGCUAGGGGAUUAGGACUAGAGCCAACAAAGAGUGCAAUCCUGCCCGAGCUGGUGGAACUGAGUAAUGAUGAGGAGAGCUGUGUACGCUUGGCGGCGCUGGAAACCAUAGUGAAUCUGCUUAGUCUAUUAGAUGAUGGCAUCACAAAGAAUGCAUUUUUCUCACAAGAAACAUGUACACAGACCAUUAUACCGCUGGUUUGUAAAUUCUGCGAGAAUGCCAUGGUACUGGAGGAUGCCACCCUACCAACUGUGUCGAGACAGUUUGGAAAAUUAUGUCACGGCUUAUCAGUGAACUUGAAUGAUGAACAGAAGGUAUGGAUGAUGAGUUUUUACUGCAAACUCUGCGUACUUGGUCUUGGUAGUAAGAAUAAGGAUAAUGGCCGACAGAGUCCACCAGUCUUACCAAUUUACACUGAUCAAGAUAGAUACAUAGAGUGCAGAAUAGCAUCAGCGUAUAAUUUUCCAUGUAUGGUCUUAUUUUCCGGUGCUCGAAGCUUUAAACGAGAACUUCAUGGAACGUUUGCCAGUCUCUGCGACGACCCUCACCCCAUGGUCAGGGCAACCGUUGCUAAUGGUUUCCAUGAGGUUGCAAAGCUUUUAGGUAAUAACGUGUCACUGAUACAGGGUGAAUUAAUCAACUUACUGAAAGACGAAUCCAUCGAUGUGUUACAAGGUCUGGUUUCACACCUACCCGAGACUUUGCAGAUGUUUGCAAAGAGCAGUGGCAACGUGGUAACAGAAUCAAAGGUAUCAGGGUUGUCAGAAUUAAUUCCAGCACUGUGCGAAGCAGAACUGAACGUCGCACAAUGUAGACGAUGGCGUCUUCACGUGGCCAUGCUGGAAAAGCUCGCCUGUCUUCCUAAGUGCCUUACUAGUGAUCAAAUUUACAGCAAAUUUAUUCCAGUUGUUACUAAGCACAUUACAACUCAUAGGGUUCUUCCAGUUAAGCGUGCUGCAGUAAGGACAACAUGUAUAUUUAUGAGAUAUAAUCGUAAACAAGAGCAACGGCAAGACAUUUGUAGUAAACUUAUACAAGCUUGCUGUCGUUCUAAAUCAUGUUCAUAUCGUAUGCUGUUUAUUGAUGUGUGUCAAGAUAUAAUGGAAUUCUUCUCCAAGGCAUACUUUAAAGAAAAUUUAUAUGAGUUUGUAUUAGAAUUAGCUGAAGAUCCUGUACCAAAUGUAAGGUUAAAAUUCUGCACUCUCUUGCCAUUAUUGAAGUCACAGAUGAAGUUGCCAAAGGACCGCCAAAUGCUACAAGACCUUGAGUACAUGGCUAGGAAACUGAUGCUGCAGGAAAAUGAUAUUGAUGUUAAAUCAGCAAUUAGAAAUGCGUCAUUUGAAUUGGACAAAAUCCAAGUAGUAAUGGAAUCAGUAAGUCAUUUACCAUGGUCAAAGAGUAGCAAGGUGUCAAGUUCGGCAGGCAAGAAGCAUUCCAGUUCCUCAUCUAUCCUACCUGGGCCACCCCCUCAUCACUCAUCAACCAAAGCUUCCAAAGCUGGCAAGUCGCCUGGAAAGGUAAAUCAUUCCAACUCAACCUCUGCAUCAAAGUCAGCUAGCAGCCGAGGCCAUAAAUCUCCUCCACAUGCUGAAAAUAAUAACAUAGAAUCACCGAGUGGAAACAUCAGAAGAAGAGCCGGUUCUGAAGGCAUGAUAGUUGCACCUUCUGCUCUUAACAGAUUGAGAAAAGUGUCAGAUACGACAUCCAGUGGAGUACGCAGGGUAGCAAGUAGUAGCCCAGUGCAAGGUCUCCCUCAACGUAACAGCUCUGCUUCUUCUGUGUCAAGCACUGGCUCGCGUAAAUCUAGUCACAAUGCCUCCUCAACCAAGUCGAAAAAAAGUAGCAAAACGUAGCAGUAGGUUCCUGAGCUACGAGAGUCAAUAUGGAUGGACCCCAACGAAACCACAUAACAACUGACGAUGGGAGACUGUAGAGAACCCCAAGCAUAUACUACGUAACAUUUGAAGUUUCCAUUCCAAUGCUGCUGGUUGAAGAACACAUUGGAUGUACCUGAGCAUACCAUGAACGUAACACGCAAGUUGGACCUUCCAGUAAUACCAGAUCAACCAGCUGGAGUUGAAAUCAGGCCCGUAUCCAGGGGGUUUUUAUGGUUCGGGAGGAAACCCCCCCCCCCCUUUUUCUAGCAAAUCCCCUCUCUUCUGGCGAAACAUCCUCUUUAAAUUUCCCAAAUAAGUCCUCCAACCCAACUAAUGCACUGCAUACCCACCCAGACACAGACAUUUUUAAACAUAUCUGCUUUUAUAGCAUUAUUUAGAUACAUAAAGCACAAAAAUCCUCUUGCUUUGGGGGUUUCGCCGACCCCACCGGGGCAUUGACUGUGGACCUCGCGCCCAGAAAACCCCCUCUUGGAAGAACCUGGCUACAGGCCUGGAAACUCUUGUGAAGUCACCCACCACAUUACAUUAUUAACAUCUUCCAUAACACAACACAGCAUUUUAGAUAAACCUCAUAGAUAUAUAGCCUAUCUAUGGUUUAACUAGGUGUACGUUCUUCCCUCUCUGAAGAAGGCUAAAUGCCUAUUUACACAAAGCGACAAAAGCCUUCUGCUGUCUAAUUCAUAAUACAGCACACUACAUCAUUAACCAUGCACACAUUGUUGAUGCUUUGCUCUGCAGUCUGCAUGCUCAGUGACCAAAAUCACUAAUUGGUCAGAAUAUUUUUUGUCGCACAACAGUUCCUUGGAAAUAAAGAAAAAUAUUAUAAUCUGAGCAGCACAUUGCUUUGUCGCGUAGGUCGGUAUGAAUCAAUUUCUAUUUUUCCUGCCACUGCCCCUGUUUCUGUUGUACGUCAUUGUCUUGUUCAGCGUAAAAAGAUGUUUAAAUCUUAGUUGAACACCAUUUAAAUUGCAAAGUAAAUGCUGUAUAGGUAUUAUGUUCUAAAUAUUGAUUCAAUGUCUUACAUUUUUU